Molecule: messenger RNA, 497 nt
Organism: Eruca vesicaria subsp. sativa (arugula)
Lineage: Eukaryota; Viridiplantae; Streptophyta; Magnoliopsida; Brassicales; Brassicaceae
Source: the annotation of a GenBank genome assembly
CGGCUAAUCUUAGCCUUUGGGUCCCGUUCGGUUUGAGCGAGACGAGGGACUUACUUCUUACCGGGGAGUUUUACUGGCAUUGCUUCUCCCCGAUACAGGUCCGUCUAGCUGUUGCUCUCCACCUCUCUUUGUUUCAGCCUGAUUUUCCAGCGGAAGUGGAGGGUGAACCAAGCAUGGAUGGGCGUCGCAAAGACAAGGGAGUCGUCAUCAUUGAUGAUGAUGAGGCUGAGAGGCGAUACUCGGAGGACGCGCUCGGAGAUUAUCUUGCUAGUAUUGCAGUCGGAAACGCCCCGAUCGACCUUGAUUACUUUCUUAAUACCGAGUCCACCCCUCCUGAGACCGGAUCAAGUGAUGCCCCGGAGUUUGCUGAGGCGUUCAAGAUGGGUCUCGUUAAGAUGAACAAAGCUCUUAGCGCGAAGGCCCAGGAGGAUAGCAUGGCUAAGUUCAAAGCUGAGUCACAGGGUAAGGAGGUGGCCCGUCUGAAAGGCGAGAUUUAA